GCAUUGCGAGCGGCCUCCUGCAGUACGCAUCCCUCCUCGAGCAGGCUCCCGAGAAGGCACCACGAGGGCCAAGGCUCUGUCGGGGUGUGGAGACGGGGGCGCGGGCCCAGAUGCGUCUCCGCGACCACACGGGGCGAAGCCCGAGGCUUCCCUCAGGGGGAGACUGACUAGCCCGUCCGCGGAGGUGGAGCGUGUAAGGCUGACGUCUGACGGACCGACGACCGACGAAAGGGGCCGCAGCCACCAUGGCGUUCGGCGGUACUCGCGGGCUCAUGCCCCGCUGGGAGCUGCCUGUUGGCGUGGCCGCGCUGCUCCUGCUGCUCUUUUCGGUGACCGCCGCUCAGGAGCCGUCCGUAGCGGCUUGUUCUCAGAACACAAACAGGACCUGUGAGGAGUGCCUGAAAAAUGUCUCUUGCCUUUGGUGCAACACCAAUAAGGCGUGCUUGGACUACCCCGUGACCAGGAUCCUGCCACCCAGCUCCCUUUGUACGCUGAGCUCUGCACGCUGGGGCGUUUGCUGGGUGAACUUCGAGGCGCUGAUCAUCACCCUGUCGGUGGUGGGGGGGGCCGUGCUGCUGGCCUUGGCCGCGUGCUGCUGCGCUUGCUGCUGCCGCAGGAAGAGGAGCCGGAAGCCGGAUAAGGAAGAGGAGAAGGCCGCGCGGGAGCGCGAGGAGCGCAGGGUCCGGCAGGAGGAGAGGAGAGCAGAAAUGAAAUCCAGACAUGAUGAAAUCAGAAAAAAAUACGGUCUGUUUAAAGAGGAAAACCCGUAUGCCAGGUUCGAGAACAACUGAGCCACACGCCCAGCAGUCCCCGCACGGCUCCAGGGAGCACGGCGCCGCCGCCCUGCGGACCCGCGGGCUUCCGUUCCCUCUUCUGUAUCUGUAUUUAGUCACUGCAGACACGAAGCUUUUCAGGGGGGUCGGUUGGUUGUGUUGUUACUUCCAGGAGGCAAAGCCCACAUCCUGCUACCCUUCUCCGCUGGCGAAGCCAACCGCGGACGGGGCAGCCGGCCUCCGUCCCACCUUCUGUCCUCACAUCCCUGUGCCCGACGGCUCACCGUGCACGCGCGGCAGGGGAGGAAGGGCCCCUGUCACCCCGCCGCCUUCCAUCACCCAGCCGGCGGCUGUGCGCCCUGUGUGGCAGCCCCCUGGGGAGCCGGGCGCCCAGACGCAGUCCUGGUCAGUGCCUUCUGACCCCAGCCGCUCUGAGCAGCGUCCGGGAGAACGUAGAUUCACCUUAAAUCUGUGUUUUGUUCCGUUCCUUUUCAUUCCGUUUCAAAUAAGUCUUGGAUUUCAUUCCUCCACCAAAGGUGUUUCACCAAGAAAUUUUUCUGUCAAAAUUCAGACCGCUUACUGGACAAUUUUUAAAUUUUAAUUUGUAUUUUUACCGGAACACCAAGAUUUUUUUCCAGUGAAAACUUGAAUAACAAAUGAAGCAUUAGAGCCCCCUGCGGGGGCAGCAGCAGGUGCUCUGGGCCGGGGACCUGGAGGGGCCAUCACCGCCCCGCUCCCUCUUCAGCCCUGGUGACGGCCGGCGCCGGGUCCUGUGUGUAGCCACACCAGGCUCUCCCUAGUCAGGCCGUCAGCAACAUGGUCACACAGGGACCACGGGGUCCCCAGGCUGUCCGAGGAGGAAGGGACCAUGCCCCGUGGGCCCCUCUGCGGGGCUCUGCCCACUGGGGGGUCUGGCAGGGUGUCCAGGGCCGGCCAGAGGGAUUUCCACGUGCUACACGGAGACACUGCUGACUGUCCUGCUUGUCACACGACCCCUAGCUUGGAACCGCGCUCUUCUGGCUGGGACGCUGUCCGUGGCCUCCGGGUACACCCUGCGGUGCCUUCUGUUGGCCCCAGGCUUCAGUAAAUGACCACAUCCUUCCUAUUGGGGAUGCAGACUGUGGAGUAGCUGUGUGAACUGCCUCUCUUCACUCUAAAAAUAGUCCCGGUGGCCACCGCCACAUUGCUUUGGAUUAGGAAGACGUUAGCUUCGGGGAGGUGGGUCGACAGGUGCAAAGACAAACGACGUGUUCCGCUUUUGCACUCGUGACUGUGCCGUCGGGGACCGCUCUCCAACGUGUCACGGAAAGUUCUCAUACAGGUCAGUGUGAUCCAACACCCCACACCGCUCAACAGCCCCCCCGCGCCCCCCCUCCCCCCAGCCACUUCGGCCUGUGCCGUGAGGUGACCGCGCUGUCCUGCAAUGUCCAUAAGCUGAGACACUAACUGUACAGACUCUUGACUAUCUCUUUCUGACUUCUUGGGCAUUUGAUAGCCAUUUGAAGUAUUACGAAACAUUCCUAAGUAUUUUAUAGCAGCCUGCAGAUUUUGACUUUCUACUUUUAUUCAUAAGAAAAACUCUGUAGCAGACUCCAGCAGCCUUUGUGUUAAUACAGUAAUGUACGUGAGGUCACGCUGUGUCGUGGACGGUGUGGGGCUGUGCCCUGUUCAUACAGCGCAUUUAGUCCCUUCGGGGUACCGAGGCCACACCAGCGCGUCUGGGAGGCUGUCCUGGUCCCCGCAUUUUAUAAGUAGUCCUAAGAGCACCACGUGUUGUGACCUCAAGGAGACCGUCAAAUUCAGAGUGCCUUAAUCUUAACCAGUUUCCAGUAAGUGGUUUAAUACACGCUUUGUUGAA
Leopardus geoffroyi (Geoffroy's cat) is the source of this 2631-nucleotide messenger RNA. RefSeq names its product PTTG1 interacting protein (gene PTTG1IP). Gene Ontology annotation, biological process: protein import into nucleus. Gene Ontology annotation, cellular component: nucleus; cytoplasm. Lineage: Eukaryota; Metazoa; Chordata; Mammalia; Carnivora; Felidae. The record is from RefSeq and is a predicted model, not a curated record. The coding region runs from base 246 to 791 and encodes 181 amino acids. The transcript has 7 exons.